Opisthocomus hoazin is the source of this 1308-nucleotide messenger RNA. It is a transcript of the gene HYAL1, whose product is annotated as hyaluronidase 1. The record is from RefSeq and is a predicted model, not a curated record. Gene Ontology annotation, molecular function: hyalurononglucosaminidase activity. Gene Ontology annotation, biological process: hyaluronan catabolic process; carbohydrate metabolic process. Lineage: Eukaryota; Metazoa; Chordata; Aves; Opisthocomiformes; Opisthocomidae. Gene Ontology annotation, cellular component: cytoplasmic vesicle.
AUGGCGUCGGGCUGGUCCUGCUGGGUCCUCCUGCUUCUCCUGCCUGCCUCGGUCUGUGUGGGGGGACCCGGUCCCGUCCUCGUCGACCGCCCCUUCGUCACCAUCUGGAACAUCCCCACUGAACGCUGCGCCGAGAAGUACAAUGUCACCCUCAACCUGGAGGUCUUCGAUGUGUUGGCCAACGACCAGCAGUCCUUUGCUGGGCAGGACAUCACGCUCUUCUACAGCGAGGAGCUGGGGCUCCUCCCCUACUACACACCCGAGGGGGUGCCAGUGAAUGGGGGGCUCCCCCAGAAUGCCAGCGUGGAGGCCCACCUCCACCAGGCUACGCAGGACAUCAAGGUCCACUUGCCCAGCCCUGCCUACGGCGGGCUGGCUGUCAUCGACUGGGAGAAGUGGCGCCCGCUGUGGAUCCGCAACUGGGCAUCCAUGGACAUCUACCAUCAGAGGUCGGAGGAGCUGGUGCGACAGCAGCACCCGCAGUGGCCCACCGAGCUGGUGAAGCAGAUGGCCAAGCAGCAGUUCGAGCAGAGCGCCCGCAAAUUCAUGGAGAAGACCCUGCAGCUGGGUGAGACCCUGCGUCCCAACAGCUACUGGGGUUUCUAUGGCUUCCCCAACUGCUACAACGACAACUUUGACAGCCUGCCCUACAACGGGACCUGCCCACUGGUGGAGCAGCAGAGGAACGAGGAGCUGCGGUGGCUCUGGGUGAGCAGUCGGGCGCUCUACCCCAGCAUCUACCUGCUCCCUCGCUUCCAUGGCACUAACAAGGUUCUUGCCUAUGUCCGGCACCGUGUCGCUGAGGCUUUCACCGUGCAGCGCGGCGUCCUCAAUGACAGCAUCCCCGUCCUACCCUACUCCCAGAUCGCCUUCGACCGCACCGUCGACUUCCUGUCCCAGGAGGACCUGAUGAACACCAUCGGGGAGAGUGCGGCUCAAGGUGCUGCCGGCAUCAUCCUCUGGGGCAGCCUCAACUACAGCACCUCCAAGGAGAUGUGCCUGAGGCUGAAGGACUACGUGGAGGGGCCCUUGGGCCACUACAUCGUCAACGUGACGGCCAGCGCCGAUCUGUGCAGCCAGAGCCUGUGCUCCGGCCGGGGCCGCUGCGUGCGCCGGCAGAACAAGGAGGGCUUCCUCCACCUCGACCCCUUCCGCUUCACCAUUGACCUGCAAGCCGGCAAGCCCUGGCUGGUGGCCCAGAGCCUGGAGUCCGGUGACGAUGUCUCCCGGCUGGCUGAGGAGUUCAGCUGCCAGUGCUACGACAAGUGGCAGGGACCCCACUGCGACACCCCGGGCUUUGCCAAGUGA